AUGCCGGAGUCGCAAAGUCCCACGAACGCCGCCGACCGGCCCCGCCUUACCGAAGCCCAAAAGAAAGAGAACCACAUCCGUUCUGAGCAGAAGCGACGCGAAGCGAUUAGAGAAGGCUUCGACCGACUUGCCUCAAUAGUACCCGGCUUGGAGGGACAAGGCCGCAGCGAGGCAGUUGUGCUCGGGGGUGCCAUCAAGCUCAUGCGCGAGAAGAUUGUGGAGCGACAGCAGAUCAUCGCCGACGCCAAGGCGAAGGGGAUCGACACAACGGGAUGGGAGUUGGACAAGGACACGAUGGAGGCGUGCGCUAGGCAGAUGGAGCGAACGCUGGCCGAGGAGCGACAGGCGGAGAAAGAAGAGAGCAGUAAUGGUGUUGAGGUGAAGAAAGAGAAGCAGCAAGACACCCUUUGA
Molecule: messenger RNA, 411 nt
Organism: Alternaria conjuncta
Lineage: Eukaryota; Fungi; Ascomycota; Dothideomycetes; Pleosporales; Pleosporaceae
Exons: 2
Coding region: 1-411 (136 amino acids)
Biological process (GO): regulation of transcription by RNA polymerase II
Molecular function (GO): DNA-binding transcription factor activity, RNA polymerase II-specific; protein dimerization activity; RNA polymerase II cis-regulatory region sequence-specific DNA binding
Source: RefSeq, a predicted model, not a curated record